Linum trigynum is the source of this 918-nucleotide messenger RNA. Lineage: Eukaryota; Viridiplantae; Streptophyta; Magnoliopsida; Malpighiales; Linaceae. The record is from the annotation of a GenBank genome assembly.
AUGGAGGUCGCCAUAGCAGCAGCUUCAAGCGUUGCGAUUCCGAAGCUCACCUCGUCUUUCCCGGCAGCUACUUCCAGGCCAAUUCAACGCAACAGAGCUCUUUCAAUCUCCUCGUCGCCCUUUUCGUCGACUUCUCUCUCGACAAGCACUGUCUCUCCCUUCUCGUCCGGCGCCGUUGGAGAAUCGUAUGGAAUCGGAAGCAAGCCGGGCGCUCUAUAUCCAGCUCCAAUUCCAAGCUCUAAGGCCAAACGAAGCGUCGUCGCCAUGGUUAUUCCUUAUACGAGGGGAAGUGCAUGGGAGCAACCUCCACCUGAUUUAGCAUCUUACUUGUUCAAGAAUCGGAUUGUUUACCUGGGCAUGUCCCUUGUUCCUUCCGUCACAGAGUUAAUACUUGCAGAAUUUCUUUACCUUCAGUAUGAAGAUGAAGAAAAACCUAUUUAUCUUUACAUCAACUCGACAGGGACAACCAAGGGUGGUGAAAAGCUGAGUUAUGAGACGGAGGCUUUUGCUAUUUAUGAUGUUAUGGGGUAUGUAAAGCCACCAAUAUUCACUCUCUGCGUUGGUAAUGCUUGGGGAGAGGCUGCCUUGUUAUUGGCUGCUGGUGCAAAAGGAAACCGUUCUGCAUUACCUUCAUCAACUAUCAUGAUUAAGCAGCCCAUUGGCAGAUUUCAGGGCCAAGCUACAGAUGUUGAACUUGCAAGAAAAGAGAUGAAUAAUGUUAAAGCAGAACUGGUCAACCUAUUUGCAAAGCACAUCGGGAAGACAUCUGAACAGAUUGAAGCUGAUAUCAGUCGGCCAAAGUACUUUAGUCCGGCUGAGGCAGUUGAAUAUGGAAUCAUUGACAAAGUCUUGUACAAUGAACGAGGCAGCGAAGAUCGUGGAGUUGUUUCUGACCUUAAAAAGGCACAGCUUAUAUAA